AUGAUCCAGUUCCAACAGGAGCUUCAUGUUCAGAAAAUAACAGAGGAAAGUUUCCUGCAAAGAAAGAGCACCUUCUCCAGUUGUUCGGCCACAGUUGUCCAUCAUGUGGAGUGCGACUACACGUACGGAUGGAAAAGUCAGGUGGACGACAGCGUCCCAGCAGCUGAAGAUGGACACUUGAAAGCAGGCUUAAAUACAGCAAUAGAUAAUGAAACCCCCAGCAGCACCUCAGAGGUUCCUGAAAUCGUUGCAGUAACGCAUGAGAGUGACCCCAAAGAGAAAUCCAGUGAUCUUAGGGACGUGGAUUCACAUGAAGAGUGGAAACCAGAGAAGGAUGUUUUCCCUAUCAAACUGUACCCUGCAACACAGAGGGAAUCCAGCGAGCAUGUUGAAUACUGCGACUACCUUUCACUCACCCCAGUAUACAGUCAGCUCUGCACAGACUGUGGAAGGUUUGUUGACGGACGAAAGCCUCACGUUUGCGAGCACAAAGUGAAGCCGUACUCCUGCAACAUUUGUGGGAAACGGUGCGUGAGUGAAGUGGCGUUGAGUUUUCACAGCCGAGUCCACAACGAAAACUACGAGUUUCGCUGCAAGUUCUGUCACGUUCCGUUCAAGUUAAAGGCAGACAAAUUCACCCACGAGCAGAUCCAUGGAGCCGAAGGGAAACCGUACAAAUGUCCGGACUGUUCAAAGACAUUUGCUACAAAUGAUGAACGUCGAGUUCAUUUGGAAGAGCACAGAGGCACGGUGGAGUUAAAAUGCCGCUUCUGUGGGAUCGAAUUUUACCGUCCUCUCUCCAUUCAGAGACAUUUAUUAGUGCACACGGGCGUAAAACCAUACAAGUGUUCGGUGUGCCAACGCGGCUUCAACCAGGCGAGUCAUCUAAAGUCCCACAUGCGGCUGCACACAGGGGAGCGGCCUUACGAGUGUCAGCGCUGUGGCAAGAGCUUCAAUCACAACGUCAGCUUGAAGAGUCAUGUUAAGCGUUACCACACACCCAGCUCUGGACCAGAUCAGGACAAAGAGACAAAAAGCAAAAAGGAAAGUGAGGCUAAUAGUGCUCAGAUUAAUGGGCACCAGAUUGGUGCAGCAGACCUGGACCUUGACAGUGAAGUUGAGGAACAGGAUACAGAUGAUGAGAUGGAGGGACAGCACAGAUGUAAAACUAAAAGGAGCACCGGUAGACCGAUAGGAAGGCCUAAAGUGUUUGGAUCAGGAAAAUGUCCUGUGGACAAUCAAGCAGAAGGGUCAAACACAGGGGCUAGAAAACCACAAGUUAGGAGUCAAAAACAACUGAGUGAUGAGGACAGGCUGUCUGACAGCAACACAUUUGAUUCUGAAGAAGGCUGCAGGAAGACCAUGAAGAAUACCGUGAGAUCUAAAAAAGGAACUGUAGUAAAAACGGGAAGAAAUAAACUGAAGACAACUUUACAAUAGUUUCAUUAG
Molecule: messenger RNA, 1449 nt
Organism: Nematolebias whitei (Rio pearlfish)
Lineage: Eukaryota; Metazoa; Chordata; Actinopteri; Cyprinodontiformes; Rivulidae
Product: zinc finger and SCAN domain-containing protein 2
Exons: 4
Coding region: 1-1440 (479 amino acids)
Biological process (GO): regulation of transcription by RNA polymerase II
Cellular component (GO): nucleus
Molecular function (GO): RNA polymerase II transcription regulatory region sequence-specific DNA binding; DNA-binding transcription factor activity, RNA polymerase II-specific
Source: RefSeq, a predicted model, not a curated record